Molecule: messenger RNA, 1155 nt
Organism: Oppiella nova
Lineage: Eukaryota; Metazoa; Arthropoda; Arachnida; Sarcoptiformes; Oppiidae
Source: the annotation of a GenBank genome assembly
CGACUGUGUCAAGCGGUUGGAGACACAUUUGGAGGCAUACCUACAAAAAGGCAGUCAUGAGAUUGAGCUCAAGAAGAAUAUGUCAAACCUAACGAUGGAUGUGAUAGCUCUGUGCGCUUUCGGUACCAAAAUAGACACUUAUGGCGAGAAAAGGAGUGAUUUCUUGACGUACGCUCAGAAGAUAGUGAAUCCGUCGGUCAGGGUUUGGGUCCUAUUCCUCAUAGUCGUACAGUUCCCCAAUUUUCUCAAGUGGACAGGACUAUCACUAAUGGAUCCUGGUGCUUGCAGAUUCUUUCAAGCAGCUGUGCGCUCAAUUAUAUCGAGACGUCAAGCAGAUCAAGUGAAACACAACGACUAUCUGCAACUUAUGCUGAACGCACAGAAUAAGACAUUAGACACCAGUGAUGAACCGGACAUCGAUGGAGACAAAAGUGAACAAAUCUAUGGACCGAUCGAUGCGAACAAGAAUCCCAUCGCAAACAAAGUCAAGAUGGAUGUCACCGAAGUUGAUGUGUUGGCCUCGAGUUUCAUAUUCUUUGCGGCCGGUUAUGAGACAACCGGUUCUCUCCUAACGUUCCUCUUCUAUAGGUUAGCAUUGAAUGAGAAAUGUCAACGAAGGCUAUACGAGGAAGUGAGUCGUUUUGAUGGCGACUAUAGCUAUGAAAAUCUCGUAAAAAUGACUUAUUUGGAGGCAUGUAUUGCCGAGACUUUAAGGCUCUAUAAUCCACUCGUUUUUAAUGAGAGAAUAGCGGCUGAAGACUAUAAAUUGGGCGACACCGGGAUUACUAUUCCAAAGGGUACUUUUGUGGACAUUGAUGUUUGGUCCAUUCAUCACAACCCCGAGUAUUAUCCAAACCCUGAUCGUUGGGAUCCGGAGAGGUUUAUGCCGGAGAAUAGGGACCAAUUGGUUCCAUACACUUAUAUGCCGUUUGGUUUGGGGCCCAGAAAUUGUGUGGGAAUGAGGUUUGCUUUAAUGGAGGCCAAGACAGCGGCCGCCCAUUUGGUCAACAAAUUUGAAUUCUCGAGAACAACCGACACUCCGACUGAACUCAAACCACAAAAAAUGCAAUUUUUACUUAAUUGUGGCGAAAUUAAAGUGGGAAUUAAGUCGAGAAAAUAAAAUCAAUUAAUAAAUUUAUAAUACUGACUAACUUG